AUGUCCAAGCUGCAGAGCACAAGCUUGCCCCGCCUGGCCGCACCAGAGGAAGACCCCUGGGAAACAAUCCUGGCCACUGGUGACGAGAACUUUGUGGAAGCUGCCGUGCUGCAUUUUUCGGCGACCAUUCCCUUCAACCCCGUCCCGACGGUGCUUCUGGAGCGCCUCCGGAGGGCCGGCGAGGCGCAGCUCGCUGAAAUCACGGAGCUCCGGGCGCAGCUGGCGCAGCUGCCUUUCGUGGAGGAUGAGAUCCAUCAAAUGGAGCAGGAGCUGACGGAGCUGCAAACUACCAUUGUCGUCAACGCGAACGAGAUUGAGCUUCGAAACAUGGAGGCUGAGUCCCUGAGCCGGGAGACGGAACGCCUCGAGGCCACAAAGGCAGAGAGAAAGGAUCGCCUGGACAUGCUGACCGCGCAGGCGGGCGAGAUCGAGUUUUGGCUCGAUGCCGCGGGGCAUGCACCGGCGGGACCCGAGGGGCGCGCCCGAGUUGAGAGCUACAAGGCUGCCGCUCGGGCAGCCGCUGAGGCCUCGGCAGAACGCAGAGAAGUCGCAGCACGCAGCAGCCUCGCGUCGCAGGCCUCGCAGGAUGUGGUGCUGCGGACAGCAGCAGAGUGGCAGGAGCUGUGCUUGGGUGGCGAGCUGCCAGAGGCCGAGAGGAUUGAGCUGGCGGAGUUCUUCCGGCGCCUGGAUCCUGCAGGUGUUCCUUUUUUCGCGGAGGUGCAGGCCGCCUCAGACGUAGUUUGA
Messenger RNA from Symbiodinium natans, 744 nucleotides. NCBI's taxonomy places the organism in Eukaryota, Dinophyceae, Suessiales, Symbiodiniaceae. The record is from the annotation of a GenBank genome assembly.